UUCUUAUCAAAUGUCGAAAUACGUGUCGCUCUCUUCUCUCAGAGAAAAUCAACAUUUUCUUCAGUCUCCUCUGCAUCUUGCUCCAUUUGCGUUCAAACUUCAAAGUCAUAACAGAAUUCAAUUCCUAAGCCAAAUUUCCUCUCUCUCUCUCUUACAUACACACACGCACUCAGUUUCUGUUUGUUUUCAGUUAAUCUGGGUGUAAUUCUGUACUAGAAAUCGAAAAUGAUGGCGGAGGAUCUCGGCAUCGAAGCGAAAGAAACCGCCGUGCGUGAGGUGGCGAAACUGUUACCGCUUCCAGAGCUUCUUCAAUCUAUUGCUUCUAUCAAAGCCGAUUACAUCGCUCGCCAACAAGCUAAUGAUGCGCAACUUAGUACAAUGGUAGCAGAGCAGGUGGAACAAGCACAAUCUGGAUUGGAAUCGUUGUCCUUGUCUCAGAAGACGAUCAGUCAGCUACGAGAGAACUUCAUUUCUAUUGAAAAGUUAUGUCAAGAAUGUCAAACUUUGAUUGAGAAUCAUGAUCAGAUAAAGCUACUUAGCAAUGCAAGGAAUAAUCUUAAUACUACGCUGAAGGAUGUUGAAGGUAUGUUGUCAAUAUCUGUUGAAGCAGCAGAGGCACGAGAUUCAUUGAGUGAUGAUAGAGAAAUUGUUAAUACUUAUGAGAGGUUAACUGCACUUGAUGGGAAGCGAAGGUUUGCGUUAGCAGCUGCUGGAUCUCACAAAGAGGAGGUUGGCAGAUUAAGAGAAUAUUUUGAAGAUGUAGAUCAGACAUGGGAAACCUUUGAAAAGACUUUAUGGGGACACGUUUCCAACUUCUUUAAGCUUUCUAAAGAAAGCCCACAAACGCUGGUUCGUGCUUUAAGGGUUGUGGAAAUGCAAGAAAUUCUUGAUGAACAAGUUGCUGAGGAGGCAGCUGAGGCUGAGGGAGGUGGUGCAAUGGCAACAGUUGCAAAUCCUCGCAGAUCUGCCAAAAAAUCUACCACCACAGCAGUUUCUUCCAAAAACCCCAUGCAACAGAAGUUGAAGAUUCAGGGUAAAGGGUUUAAGGAUAAGUGUUACGAGAGUAUAAGAAAGGCAGUUGAAGGACGGUUUAACAAGCUACUGACAGAGCUUGUAUUUGAAAACCUCAAAGCUGCCUUGGAAGAAGCACGAACAAUUGGUGAAGAGCUUGGUGAUAUUUAUGACUAUGUGGCCCCAUGUUUUCCCCCACGAUAUGAAAUAUUCCAACUCAUGGUAAACCUUUAUACAGAGAGGUUUACUCAGAUGCUCAGAUUGUUGAGCGACAGGGCAAACGAGUUAUCAAAUAUAGAGAUUUUAAAGGUAACUGGUUGGGUAGUUGAAUAUCAAGAUAAUUUGGUUGGACUUGGUGUUGAUGAGUCACUUGCUCAAGUUUGUUCUGAGAGUGGAGCCAUGGAUCCCCUCAUGAAUUCAUAUGUUGAGAGAAUGCAAGCUACAACAAGGAAAUGGUACUUGAAUAUCCUAGAAGCUGAUAAGGUACAGCCACCAAAGAAAACAGAUGAUGGAAAGCUAUAUACUCCAGCUGCUGUUGAUCUGUUUAGGAUCCUUGGGGAGCAAGUUCAGAUUGUUAGGGAUAAUAGCACAGAUGUCAUGCUAUACAGGAUCUCGUUGGCUAUAAUUCAGGUGAUGAUAGAUUUUCAAGCUGCUGAAAGGAAGAGGCUUGAGGAACCUGCUUCAGAAAUUGGUCUGGAACCUUUAUGCGCAAUGAUAAAUAACAAUCUGCGCUGCUAUGACCUUGCAAUGGAGUUGAGUAACAGCACCAUGGAAGCCCUACCACAAAACUAUGCUGAGCAGGUUAACUUUGAAGAUACUUGCAAAGGUUUCCUAGAGGUUGCAAAGGAAGCUGUGCAUCAAACUGUUAGGGUUAUCUUUGAAGAUCCUGGUGUGCAGGAGUUAAUUGUCAAGCUUUAUCAUAAAGAGUGGUCUGAAGGACAGGUCACGGAGUACCUAGUUGCUACAUUUGGUGAUUAUUUUACAGAUGUAAAGAUGUAUAUUGAAGAAAGAUCAUUUAGGAGGUUUGUUGAAGCUUGUCUUGAGGAAACAAUGGUGGUUUACGUUGAUCACCUUCUGACUCAGAGAAACUACAUAAAGGAAGAGACAAUAGAACGGAUGAGGCUAGAUGAAGAGGUUAUUAUGGACUUCUUCAGGGAGUAUAUCACCGUGUCCAAAGUAGAAAGUAGAGUCCGUAUACUGAGUGAUUUGAGAGAACUUGCUUCAGCAGAGAGUCUGGAUUCCUUCACACUCAUCUAUACAAAUAUUCUCGAACAUCAACCCGACUGCCCACCUGAAGUUGUUGAAAAGCUUGUUGGACUGCGAGAAGGCAUACCACGGAAGGAUGCGAAAGAGGUUAUGCAAGAGUGCAAAGAGAUCUAUGAGAAUUCACUUGUUGAUGGAAACCCCGCAAAGGCUGGUUUUCUUUUUCCGAAGGUGAAGUGUUUGACAGCUUCCAAAGGAUCUCUCUGGCGAAAGCUCACUUAGAUAAAGUGCCGUCCUGGACCCAGAAAAAAAGAAGGAAGUUGCUGUAAAGUCAAUCAUUUGUAAUCGUCCAUUGUAAUGACCUGGUGUCUUCAUUUUUAUUGAUGAUGACCAAUUUUGACCGUGUAUAUCCGUCUCCUAUAUGUAUACUACUUGAUCUACGCGAUGUUGUGUUGCUUAUGUAGACUAUUUUAAU
Populus euphratica (Euphrates poplar) is the source of this 2689-nucleotide messenger RNA. RefSeq names its product exocyst complex component SEC6. Lineage: Eukaryota; Viridiplantae; Streptophyta; Magnoliopsida; Malpighiales; Salicaceae. Gene Ontology annotation, cellular component: exocyst. The coding region runs from base 226 to 2496 and encodes 756 amino acids. Gene Ontology annotation, biological process: exocytosis; exocyst localization. The record is from RefSeq and is a predicted model, not a curated record. Gene Ontology annotation, molecular function: SNARE binding. The transcript has 25 exons.